Messenger RNA from Sphaerodactylus townsendi, 933 nucleotides. RefSeq lists its product as uncharacterized. The annotation marks the transcript as partial. Lineage: Eukaryota; Metazoa; Chordata; Lepidosauria; Squamata; Sphaerodactylidae. The transcript has 5 exons. The record is from RefSeq and is a predicted model, not a curated record.
AAAUACACUGCUUUUUCUCCCCUGCAGUGUGUGGCGGGGAAGGCUUCCUCAUCAAGAACAUCCGCCUGGGUCAGUGUCUCCACGCCUCUCCCCUCGAAAUGGAAAAGAUCGGCCUGUCCGAGUGCAAACCGCACGCCCCGCAGUUCCAGUGGGGCUGGGACGUUGCCUCCCGAGCCAUCGUCAGCCUCAAAACCAGCCAGUGUUUGGCCGUUCACAAGCCUCGAGAGUUUGCAGCCGCUCAGCUAGAGCCGUGUGGGGGUCGCGGGCACCAAGCCUGGGUGUGCAGCAAGAAGGGACACCUGACUUUGCAGGGUCUGGGUUUGCACCUCAGCGUGAAGCAAGGAGGGCAGAAGGCCUUCCUCUCCAGGGAGAAGGACAAGUUCAGCCGGUGGAAGACCUGGCUGGAUGAGAUCAUCUGCACCGCGGACUCGGAGGCCACUCGGAGGCUGGGCUACCCGACAGAGCAGACCGUCGUCCCCUGGGAGUGGAUGCCACAGAGUAAAACUAUUCCAGGUAAAACUAUCACUUCUCCAGAGACCCCCACAGCCACAACUUCAGCCACCCAGCCUUGGGAAACGGAGCAUAACAUCACCAGCGCUCUCCCGAGCAAAGAAGAAAUGAACUUGGAACCGGAAGAGGAAAAGCAUCCUCCUGGGAAGCAGGCUGGCAAUCAAAAGAAGCUUGCAGGAGCCCGGUCUCCAGGUACCAACUGGAAGACGGUGAUGCUGGUCUUGAGCCCUCUGGCCUUUAUCCUGGGGAUGAUCAUUCUGGCCCUCAACAUCCACUACAACAAGAAGAAGAAGAGGCUGUCUGGUCUGGAGAGUUACCCAGAGACAAGGCUCGGGGUGAGCUUCGAGGCGCGGCCGCGCAGGAGCCCACCCCUGCACCAGCCGCAAGACACAGACCCCGCAAUCGUCCUCCUUCCCGCCUCAG